Scheffersomyces stipitis CBS 6054 is the source of this 1305-nucleotide messenger RNA. RefSeq lists its product as uncharacterized. The record is from RefSeq and is a predicted model, not a curated record. The annotation marks the transcript as partial. NCBI's taxonomy places the organism in Eukaryota, Fungi, Ascomycota, Pichiomycetes, Serinales, Debaryomycetaceae. The transcript has a single exon.
AACAAGCUCAAUGACCUUUACGACACCAUCUCUCACAUGACUGUUGACGAUCUUCGCAUCCAACAGAAUCUCGACCAGGGCAGACAGCUCUUUUCGUUCAACUCGCAGCAUUGCCUCAACCGAAAGGAAAUCAUCCGCAAUCUUCCCGACGAGCUCGACUUGUUCAACCCAGAAGAGUUGCGCAAAAUAGAGUCUAUUUACGAUAAGUUGGGCAAACUCGAUGGCGAUAAAACUGUGCAGUUCAAAUACUUCAAGAGAUACUUGCGUAAAUACGACGAUCCUAUCACAGUACUCAUCCAGCAGUUCAACGGAAUAUCGAAGAAGUUCAAGCUCUUGCGUAGAAAAGAAAUCGACAAUUUGUCGCUUGCUCCUGGAGCAUAUCUCUACAACGAGAAUUUGUUCAACUUGCCAUACAAUGUUGUCGGUUUUGACCGCAGCAUCUCUGGCUUACCAUUGAGAAAUGGCAAACACCGCUUAGUGGACCGGUGCUAUCCCCAGGAGUUUGUGGAAGAUUUGCAAAUGUACCGGACCAAGAUUCCAAUCCACAAACGGGAUCUUGACUUCAUCGAAAUGGACGAAAACUCGACCAAUGUAGACCCAAGCAAGAUUUUAAAGAGUAACCAGCUAGCCAACAAAGAGCUUAGCGGAAAUAUUAAUGGCAACGAGUUGAGUAAACCAGACCAGAUCAACAAUUAUCUUAACAGCAUCUACCAUCAAUUGGAGGUUCCCAAGAACUCCAUUCUAAUAGACUCUGUGGACAACUACAAUUCGCUUGAUCUUCACAACGAUGUAGUAAUCAGGAUAGAGAACGAGGUGUUGUUAAUGAAAAAGACGUUGCAGCACGAAAUCGAAUCACAUAUGAAGUCGUCAUUGAAUUCGCGUUUUCUCAUGUAUAGCAACCAGGAGUUGAAACAUAACCAAUUCAAGUUGUGUGAGACCCACUCCACCAACUCUGUCAAUUCUUCUUCGUUGCUUAUCAUUAACUACCAUCUCAAGGAGUUCUCUAUGAUUCCCAACUACUCCAUUAUCUUAAACUCGAUCAGACAACAGAACAAACUCAGAAACCACUUGUACAAGAUCUUCUUGAUUAACUUGGAAGACCAGAUCGACACCUUGUUCCGUAUCAAGUACUACAAUGAUCGGGACAUGAACAAGUUCAUGAAACGGAUUGUUCAAAAUAUCGGGAAUGUGAUCAAGUUUAAGUUGCUCAAGCUCUUCAAACCAUUGUACGUCAAGGGAGACUAUGACGCUGUCAUCUACAACCCUUACUUGAACAAAUCCAACUGCUUCAAGAGAGUCUACUGG